CCUUCCCACACGCAGAAUCUGGAGGAGAGCAACACCACCUGACCUCGGAAGGCUUGUAUAUAUACCUCAAGCCGCUGUCCUCACCCAUCGUUCGCUGCCAUCCUCUCAGCUGACAACAUGAAGACUGUACUCCUCGUGUGCCUGGCCGCCGCUGCCCUGGCCUCCCCGCAGUUCAGCCGCUUCCCAACCCGAUUCACCACCCGCCGCUUCCAGACCUUCGCUCCCCUGCCCACCCCGGCGCCCAGGAUCGACUACCGCCCCAUCGCCAUCUUGAGAGACGAGAGGGAGAACUACGGCGAUGGCAACUUCCGCUACGAGUUCGAGACAGAGAACGGCAUUAGAAUGAACGCCCUCGGUACUCCAGGAUUCCGAGGCCAGAGCAACAUCCGGGGUUCCUAUAGCUACCCUCUUCCUGAUGGUGGGUUCGCUGAGGUUAAUUACGUGGCUGACGAGAACGGCUACCGCGCAGAGUCCCCGCUGAUCCCCACGCCCCACCCCCUCCCAGCCCACGCCAUUGAGCAGAUCCGCAUCGCCGAGGAGCAGCGCCGACGAGGCAUCACCUGGGAGUAAAUGAAGUAGCAGAGCGGCCCGUCACUACUGGGCUGCUACCUGUCCGUCACACCUGCACACUACACCUGGAAGUUUCACGAGUGUGUUAGACCAGAGUGUCAGUGUGAGUGUGUGGCGUGUGUUGCGUUACCAUCAAAAGGUCUAUGUUUAUGUAGCCUAAGUCACAAGUCAUUCUAAAGGCGUAGUUACGUUGGUCAUGUCACUGGAUUCAGUAAUUAGAGUAAGAGUUCGUGCGGCGGCGGCGGGCCCUGUUUUAGUCCAGUUCCGGUGGUUUCCAUGUACGAGGAGGUGAAAGUGACGAAUAAAGAGCAAUGAUUGAA
This is a messenger RNA of Portunus trituberculatus (swimming crab), 890 nucleotides long. RefSeq names its product cuticle protein AM1199-like. Bases 118 to 570 code for a protein of 150 amino acids. The transcript is spliced from 3 exons. Gene Ontology annotation, cellular component: chitin-based extracellular matrix. NCBI's taxonomy places the organism in Eukaryota, Metazoa, Arthropoda, Malacostraca, Decapoda, Portunidae. Gene Ontology annotation, molecular function: structural constituent of chitin-based larval cuticle. The record is from RefSeq and is a predicted model, not a curated record.